UUAGGAGAACACAAGUCAAAAAAAAAAUGUCAUGAUGAAAAAAUUCAAAAAACGGAACAAUUAAACGAGUUAAAGAAAGAAAAGGAAAAGUUGGAAAAUGAUUUGUCUAAAGUUAAAAAUAAAAGCGAUUCAGAAAAAAUUAUAAAGAAGUUAGAAGAACAAAUGAAGAAACUGAGGAGAGAAAUGUUGUUUCAUUUCCGGUCUUGUUGCGAAGAAAUGGAAAAAAUUCAAAAAAAAAAAAGAACCUGCUCGGGUUGUCGGAAAGUGGAGAACGAAAAAAAGCUCAAAAAUCCUCUUCGUCACGUUUGCUUAGUAAAUAAGGCAAUUGAUAAACCCCAACUUAUUCUUUUAACAAGAAACCUGGUUUGCAGGUAUGAUAACAAAGAUAAUUUUGCUUCUUUUUUUGAUGAUAAAAGAAAAAAAAUAAAGAAGAAAAUGCUAAGAGGCAAAGGUAAAGAGAUUUCUGAUAUUAAGUUUUAUUCAAGCUGGAAAAUAGUUGGAGUGAGCAAGGCAUUAGAAAAUACCCAGAAAGAAGAAUAA
Messenger RNA from Racocetra persica, 540 nucleotides. NCBI's taxonomy places the organism in Eukaryota, Fungi, Glomeromycota, Glomeromycetes, Diversisporales, Gigasporaceae. The record is from the annotation of a GenBank genome assembly.